Molecule: messenger RNA, 4564 nt
Organism: Periophthalmus magnuspinnatus
Lineage: Eukaryota; Metazoa; Chordata; Actinopteri; Gobiiformes; Gobiidae
Product: growth factor receptor-bound protein 10
Exons: 17
Coding region: 324-2147 (607 amino acids)
Biological process (GO): negative regulation of Wnt signaling pathway; insulin receptor signaling pathway; negative regulation of insulin receptor signaling pathway
Molecular function (GO): insulin receptor binding
Source: RefSeq, a predicted model, not a curated record
GUGUGUGCGUGUUUGUACGUGCGUGCAUGCGCUGGUGUGUCUCCCCACGGCAGCAUGAGAUGAGCUGCCUGCGGUCUUUGCAGCCACUGUUUGUGCCUCCUCCUCUUCCUCUGUGUGUCUGUCCGGUACGGGAAUGUUGACCAGCAGACUGUGAGCCUCCAGCGCUGUCCACUUUGCUCCUGCAGCCGCUCCACGCGCACUCUCCGCGGGUUUGUUUGGCCCCUCUGAAGCCAUUGGACUCUGGAUUGAUCUGGCUUUAAGGUUGCUCUUUUGUCAUCUUGUGUAAAUAAAUCUUUGAAACAGAAGAACUGAAAUUUGCAAACAUGGCUCUCGCUGGUUGUCCUGAUUACUUCCUGCAUCAUCCAAAUUAUCAGCAGGACAAUAUAGACCACUCUUCAAAUCACAGACAGGCUGACCUCAGUGGUCCGAGUUCUCCCAACCACAAUCAAGAAGACGAUGUGGAUCUGGAAGCCCUGGUGAAUGACAUGAACUCUUCGUUGGAGAGCCUGUACUCCACAUGCACUGGGCAGCAGACGGAGGUCACCCCCCUGCUCCACAACGGCCAGCCUCCUUCCUCUCACCUUCACCACCACCAUCGCCAUGCUCUACACCUGUCACAUAUGUCUCCUGAGCCCACCUCCUCUUCCUCCUCCUCUGCAGACUCUCCUCAGACAGGGUUCCGGCGCUCUCAGCCCAUGCACAUCCUCGCUGUUAGGAGGUUGCAAGAGGAGGAGCAGCAGUUGCGGACCUCAUCUCUCCCGGCCAUACCCAACCCCUUCCCAGAGCUGUGCAGUCCGGCCAGUUCACCUGUGCUUACUCCUGGGUCCCUCCCACCUGGAGAACCGUCCACUGGAAAAUAUAUUGUGAAGAUCUUCAGUGAGGAUGGCAUGAGGAAAGUGGUGGAGAUACCAGCUGAUAUGACUGCCCGGGACCUGUGCCAGCUCUUGGUCUAUAAAAGCCAUUGUGUGGAUGACAACAGUUGGGCACUUGUUGAGCACCACCCGCUGCUUGGAAUAGAGCGGUGUCUAGAGGAUCAUGAGCUGGUGGUUCAAGUGCAGGCCGCGAUGAACAGUGACAGCAGAUUUGUCUUCAGGAAGAACUAUGCCAAAUAUGAAUUCUUCAGAAAUCCUUCGUCAUUUUUCCCAGAGCACAUGGUUGCGUGGUGCCAGGAGACAAACCGCACGAUUCCUCCGUCUCAGCUCCUACAGAACUUUUUAGCAACCAGUAGCUGUCCUGAGGUGCAGGGGUAUUUAUACGUGAAGGAAAUGGGAAGAAAGUCAUGGAAGAAAGUCUACAUGUUUUUGCGACGUUCUGGUCUUUACUGUUCAACGAAAGGGACUUCAAAGGAGCCGAGACAUCUCCAGUUACUGGCAGAUCUAGACGAUAGCAACAUUUUCACUGUUAUUUCAAGUAAAAAACAGCACGGCGCUCCCACAGACUUCAGCUUCUGUAUCAAGCCCAAUAAAUGCAGAGGGGAGCUAAAGGAUGUGAGGAUGCUAUGUGCCGAGGAGGAACAGGGUAGGACCUGUUGGAUGACUGCCUUCAGAAUUUUUAAGUAUGGAAUUGUACUGUACCAGAAUUAUAAGAUUCCUCAACAAAGAAAAACUUUACUCUCACACUUCUCUGCACCAGUAAGGAGUGUUUCAGAAAACUCAUUAGUGGCAAUGGAUUUCUCAGGGCGGACAGGCCGAGUAAUAGACAAUCCAUUAGAGGCCCAGAGUGCAGCAAUGGAAGAGGGGCAAGCCUGGAGGAAAAGGACUCAGAGAAUGAAUGUAUUGGGCUCCCAUAGCCCCUUACACCACUCCUCCUUAAAUUCUGUUAUACAUAUAGCCCAGCUGUGGUUCCAUGGGAGGAUAACCCGAGAAGAGUCCCAUCGAAUUAUUCACCAACAAGGACAAGUAGAUGGGUUAUAUCUAUUACGAGUCAGUCAGAGCAACCCGAAGGCGUUCGUACUCACAUUGUGCCAUCACCAGAAAAUCAAACACUUCCAGAUACUACCGUGCGAGGAGGAUGGCCAGCUCUUCUUCAGCCUUGACGAUGGGUCAACCAAAUUCACAGACUUGAUCCAGCUGGUGGAGUUUUACCAGCUCAACCGCGGAGUGCUGCCUUGCAAACUCAGACACCCAUGCACCGUUGUGGCCUUAUGACACCCGCGAAUCAACUGAGACUACCAACACUUGACCUAUUUUGCCUAAAAUAAAAUGGCUCUUCAUUUUGUUUGAGACUUUUAAGAAGCUGGUGAAUGAACUGACUUGUUUUAUUGUUCUUUUUCUUGAAAGACACGAUGAACCUUUUUGCAUGGAUAUUCACAACAUGUUGGUACAAAUUUCAAUGCAAGAUUUUCUUGCUACGUACAGUCUCCAAUAAGCUCAGACUUUUUUUUUUACUUUUUUGCACAGCUGAAUUGCAAGUUGUGCCACAAGCAGACAAUCAGCAGAUCAAGCUUUUGUGUGGACCACUUUGAGCAAUUUAAAAACAAACGUCCUCAAAAGAAAAAUGUCAUAGGUGGAGAGUUGAUUGUCUUGUCGUUUUUGCACUCAAAAACUGACUGGGAGUGGCCUUUUGGAGCACAUGAUUUGCUUCUCUGUGAAAACUGUGAGGCGGUGCCACACUUCCCUCUAGUGUCACCACUUGUAAAGACAAGUAAAAUCCAAACCAGGACUGGAGGCACUGGAGGCUUGUUUUUAAUGGCUGCAUCUUUUGAAAGAAAGUAUUUUUAAUGUCACCAUUACAGAGAAAAAUAUCCUCUCUUGACCUCACAGGGUUUUUAAUAAUUGUUUUUUUAUGUGAUCACUCUUUGUGUACCCUUAUCUACUGCUUCUGCAGGUUUGUUAUCCAUAAACUCAGUACACUAAACCAUGCAUUACAAAUUUGGAAUAGUUUAGUAAAAAAAUAUACACAUUUUAUAUUUAUUGAUUCAAGACACAAGUAGUUGUGAUAUAAUGACAAAAAUGGCAUUUGAUUAUUAAUAACGAAAACAAAAUCCGAAUUUAUAUGGCACAAUGUUCAUUUCUGGUCAGAAUUGUUAUUCAUGGGGGAAAGUAAUUGGCAUGUAAGAAUGAGACGAUGAAACAUUGCUGUAUCCUGUACAUACAAUUAACAUGCUACCUGUUAAAUUAUGGGUUGAUGGAGAAACACAGGGAAAGACAACCACUAGCAUGUGACAGAGGGAGCUGUUUACUGGAGGUUUUUGAUUUUGAGUCGUUUACACAUUUCUUUGUCCAUUCAGGUUUUAAGUUGAGAUUUGGUGAGGUUUAACUUGACACCACUGUGCACUACAUUCCUUCAAAAGUCUACUUGAAGUCUACAUUAAAAUCAGCUACAUAUUCCCUCUUGACUUGUACUACCUACUACAUUUAAUAUUAAAUUAUACCUUAUCAUUUGGCUUCCUGUUAUUGCCCAGUUAUAAUGCUUAUUUUAUCUAGCAUAAAUGGAUUUCAAUGACAAAUCUAAACAAAAUCAGUUUACAUCUACAGCUGUUGGCAGUAGUUAACAGUGCAGUACCUGAAUAUAUAAAUCAAUACUUUUAGCACUGUUGUUCUGCAUUGAUGCACUUAAGACAGGAAAUACUUGAAAAUGCAGCAAGAAAUGCAGAUACAGCAUUGUGAAAAUCUGUUACAAUUGAUGUAACAAGCAUUUUUUUUUUUUUGAGAUCAGCCCCUCACUUGUCACCCUGUGCACAGUCCUCAUUAUUUGUUUAAAAUUGCAAGGACUCAAUCAUGUUUAAAGUAUUAUUUCUUCAAAAUGUAUUUAUUUAUCUGGAUGUAACUGAUUACUUGAACAUGUAAAAUUUGCUCAGCGCUGUUUGAUACCGUUUUCUUUUGUCAUUACCAAUUUAUAUACAUAUAAUUUUUUUAUAUAUAUUAUUAUAAUUUGUGAUUGCAUCUGGCUCUUUUCCAUUAACUUGACCCUUUAAUGAAGUGAUCCCCAGAAAUGGUAAACUGGUCUCAAUUGUGUUAACAUCGUAUCAUUCAUACAUGAAAUGAAGUUUCAUUAUUUGAAUUUCACAGAAUAUCAAACUAGGUUAUAAAGAACUAAAACUAGUAGUCCAUCAAUUACACAGCAAACAAAACUUUGGCACACUAAUAACCUGUCGAUAUUGUGGAAGGUUGAUUGGAUAAAACAAAAAUGUAAUAAAACAAUUUGCUUUUUAGAUCAAUCAAUUAUUUGUUAAUGAACAGGACAGUUUUAUCCAUGAUGAAUCUGAAGCCUAAAGGAGGAUUCAAACAUUUGAUUAACAUGUGCUUUUAAUCUUUGACCAUGCCUUUGCAUAAUACCAUAUGCCCUAUAGUGCGUUUUAUUUACAGAGAAUACACAAACAAGAAAGGAAGCUUUUAUCUGUAGCUUCCAUCUACUAUACUAAUUAUUUCAGGGAAUGCAAAAAGAAAACGGUAACUUCACUCUUCUAUCAUGAAGAGCGUGUGUUUUUAAUGUGCUUUGCUUUGUUUUGUAAAUAGCUAAAUGGUGUAUAUUAAUUGUAACCUUUUCAGGUAUUUUUGUACAAAUAAGGGACUGAUAUAUUCUCUUUAUUGUAAUUAGAAUAAAACCUUAAUACAUUGAUAAA